UUUUCGGGGGACUUACCGGAAACCAAACUUUUUUCAAGCAUGAGACUUGUUACAUUGCUGAAGUGGAAAGAGGAAAAAGAGCCGUAUGAACAGAGUACCGUUACAUUUCAGACUCCGAGUUCCUUGUUUUUCAGCGUCAUGUUGGAUGUGAGAAAGUCGAGGACAGGAGAAUUCUUCACUUUUAACCCGAGAUAAAGUCCGGCGUCGAGCGGCUUCUGUUGUGCAUUACGGGAUAUCUGUAUAUAAAGAAUAUAUAUAUAAUGGAAGAUGGCGUGAAAGAGGAGCCGGCCAAGCCCAAAGAGGUGAAAUGUGCUGGGAAGGCUGGAUGGUUGAAGAAGUCUUCAGGGAAGUUCUUGAGCAGCUAUAAAGACCGUUACAUUCAACUGGACAGAACUGAGAUCGCCAUCUAUGAAGAUGAGGAAUUAAAAACAUGCCUGGAGAAGUUGGACCUGGAAAACUAUGAGAAAUGUCACGAGUUAAAAAGUGCAUUCAAGAAGAAACACAGACUGGUACUGAUACGAAACCCCAAGAGCACCAACAAGGUCCAAGAUGUCAAAUUUCAGGCACAAACACCUGAUGAGAAAGAGGCAUGGAUCAAGGCGCUCAAUGAAGGAAUAAACAAGGCUAAAAAUAAAAUUUUUGAUGAGGUGAAAGUGGAUGAAGGCUGCUCUUUAGAACAUGUAACACGCUUUCGGCCGAAGGGGAACCGUAGCAGAAGACCGCCGACCAGAAUACACAUGAAGGAGGUUGCAAGUGUAACAAGUGAUGGAAUUACAAGGUUGGACCUGGAUGGAGAUGUUACCCAGCUGAAUGGAACUCAUUGCUUGAAUACAGAAGAUGAAACGGAAACUCUCAAGCUGCCUGUGACCCUAAACGACAUUGCAGAGGAGGACGUCAAUGAAGAUUCCACAUCCCAGAAGAAGGUUAUUAAACCGCCCAUGCCUCCAUCGAAAGACAGAAAACCCAGUGAGAAUCGUAAGGAGGAUGAGACUGAAAGUGAGGAACCUACAGAGCCUAUACCUCCAAAGAAGAUUCUUACACCACCCAUGCCUCCAUCGAAGGGGAGUAAACCCUGUGUCUCCACCAUGGACGUUUCCUCCCUCAGUAAAGUGGACAGCGAAAGCUCAGACAUCUCUGAACCAACACCAUCCAGCAAGACGAUCCAACCCCCAGCUCCUCCAUCCAAACAUAAGAAACCCAAUCAACAAGUUACAACGGAGAGACAGGAGACUCAAGAAGAACUUGAAGAGGUGGACGGUGAAGAUAUGCUAGAUAUAUCUCCAGACUCUCAGAAUCAAAAUAAGAAUGAAGACCAGCCACUUACUCUUACUAAUAAGAUUAUAAAGCCUCAAGUCGUGAUGUGGGAUUCGCCCACUUCUGCAUCAAAGGAACCACAUGUUGAACAAGAAGGGAAAGAGUCCCAGAAGACAUCAGACAGCCCUGGAGAAGUUACAACUGAACCACUCCAGCUCAAUGUGACACCGCUUGCAACCCCUGAAGCAGUAAAAAAGAGCUCUCGACCUCCAGCUCUGCCCAAGAAGCCAUUAAAGCAAACCGCCCAAACGGAAGACUCCGCCCCACAAAAUUACACCACGGCCCUAACCAUCAUCACCACUCCAUCUUCAGAAAAAGUCUCGGAGCAGUCGUUAGAUAAAGGUGACAGCACAACUCCAGAACCCAAACUUGAGCCAACAGAAGACUUGGAGGAUAAGUCUUUAGACAGUGGCCAGCACUCGGGGGAGGAGUCAGAGAUUGGUGACCAAUUUACGCCAUCCACCACCAAGCUGAAAGGUAGCUCCCAGGGUCUUGAUGGUGAGACGAGCGAGGAUGAUCUAGACCCAUCCGACAGAAAAGCAGAGAGUUCGGAAGAACCGUCCUUAGAUAUACCUACCGUCACCCCCAAGAGCUCGGCUCCAAACCAAUGUGCCCAUGAUCCCAAUAACGUUACCGUACCCCUCAAGCAGUCCUCCAAGGCCCGAUCCGCAUCUCUGGGAGAACUGCUGUCACAAAACACAGAGACCACGGAGGACGAUGAAAAAGAGAGAGCGGUUAAUAAUGUGCACCGAAGUGAUGUGAAGGCCUUGCAAAGAAAAGUGUCAUUUGAGAUCGCAGAGACUGAAGAGAUGCUGAGUGUAAUCGCAACCGGACAGAGUAGUCAAAUAGAGGAGAGCGAGAGUCCUGAGAUCUUGCUUAAUGCGGCAAUGGAGAAGCUGAAAAAAGCAGAUCAGUUUUUAAGGGAAGCCAGAGGUUUUAAAGAUCAUAAUAAAAGCAACAGGUUAAGUUUGGAAUGGUAAGUGUUCGUGAAUGGAAGCCGUUAAGGUACACUUUUUAUGCUGAUAGAUGUGAUAUAUGUGAUAAAUGCAAAUGAUCAAACAGAAGUCGAUUUGAUAAAGGGAUGGGAUAAAAUGCUUUGCUUAUGCGUACACUUUUACAAAAAUAUCAAAAAACAUGUUUUUUAAUAUGUUAUCAUGUUUUUGUUUUGUUUUAUUGUGUAAGUUAGCUGAGUUAUUAUGGCUUCAAUCAAAACCAAGCGUUUUUUAGUUUGAUUGAUAUUAAUUGGACAAUAAGAAAGUUUUAAAAACGUAGUUAACUCAUUUUGGAACUAAAUUGUUCAUAUACAUGAUUAAAGUCAGGCUUCUUGAUGGUCGAAUAUGGUCAUGAUGGAUAAAAAGCUUCCCAUAUUAACCUCAUUCACAAUGUUUAGAGAAGAUGAGCGAAAUUAAAUAGCUAGUCUGCACACAUGCUCAAUUUAUGUCAUGCAGUGUGGUUUUUCCCUUUGGUCUUUCUGUAUUUCUUAUUCCUCAAUGUGCUUUAUGAUUGCGGAUUAAGUUAAUUGUAUUUGGCACUUUUAGUCAGAUUUGAAGAACAAACAACCUGAUGAAUGGUUCCAUAUGACUUUGUACUAUGUGACUCGUACAAGAACGUACAGUUUUUAGAAUGGAAUUAGUUGCAAUUACCAUGAGAUUGUUUUAGAAUAAAACCAAUUAAAGAAACGUAUUGAGUAAAACAUAACCAGAUUAUUCAUCGUCACACAAAUGUUUUUAGGAUUUGUAUGGAGUUUGUUAAAUCUCGCCCUCUAUCUUCUGUAUAAAAACAGGAAGUUUAAUAAGCUGCAUGAAGCAAUACGAGUCAUCAAUUCUUUCGCAAGACUACCAAAUUAGUAAGUGAAAAUGAAAACUCAAGAUGCUGUCAGGGACUUUCAUAUUCGAUUUAGAAGCCUUCAAUUUCUUUUAUUUAGUCUUAAAAGAAGAGCAGAAUUUCAGCACAUGACAAGUCAUAGACAACAUACAACAGCAGAAAAUUAAGAGAACAUUUCAGCAACAUUAGCAGUUUUUCUGAAUUUACUAUUUAUAGAUAUCUCAUUUUUGUUUUAUUCUGUAAAACUACUGACAAUAUUUCUCCCAAAUAUCAAAUAAAAAUAUUGUUCUAUUUUCAUUUAUUUGCAGUAAAUGAAAACUGGAGAAACAGGUUAAAAUAAUAGAAAAGAUGCUCAGUAUUUUUUCAGAAUUCAAAUACUGCAAAGAGAAACAAGUUCAAAUUCACUUUUAAAAAUACAACAGUAAUAAUUCUACAUGUAUAAAGGAAAAGUAAAACAAAAUGUUUUUGUAUUUUUCUCACAGUCUUUAUGUCACUCCUGAAGUUAGAUUUUGAUGAAAUUUAACAGACACUGGACUAGGAGGACACAUCUAAAAAUGCUGAUUAAAUUAACAUUUGGAAUGCUCUCUUCAUUUUUUCUACAUCUGUGUGAUGCAUUAACGGAUUUCUCUUGUGGAGUAUCCAAGUUUCAAAGUUACACAGAAUUUAAAGAUAUAGUCCUACAUUUUCUGUGAGAAUACUAUUAGAGAAUACUAAAACAAUUAUUCAGAAAGUGAAGACAUAAAAAGUGUUAUGAUUAGGUUGUCAUGAUAAAACGUGAAUGACAAUUCUAUUAAGUUUUAAAGAAGAAAUAAAACGAUUCACAUAACUGCCUUAUCUAAAAUAACAUGUCCACUUUACUAUUUUUUCUUCUUUGCUAUUAAAAAUUUUGUACAGUUGUAUCUUGACCCACCGUGAUGCACUUCCUCUUCUUUAACACCCCUCCCCAAGUUGAGAGCAUUUGCACAUGAUAGCACAGCGAAAAGCCACAUAAAACAGUGUGAAUUAAUAUUCUGUCUCAUGUUUUUUUUUAGUGAUGUCAGAGCGGUUGCUCUGCUCACAACGUUUUUUAAAUAAUACAUAGAAUAGCUGCCUCCUACCUGGCACAUAUGUCACUUUUAGUUCCUUUACGUAUAGCGGUUCCUAUAGGUAAGAUAUGAAUGUGUUAUAGACGGUUUGAAACCGGUGCUGUGUGUUAGGUAUGAGUUUCAGUUCAGCUUUGUUUCCAUAAGAAUGGGGAAGAUGAACAGGCACAGUUACUACAGACAUAACACAAUUUAGAAUGAUAGUUUUUGUACCAAUCCCACAACAACAAAUGUUUUAUGGUACCAUUUUGUGAUAUUGUAAAUAAUGCUUGAAAUAAAGCACUCAUGAGAUUCAAUUUUAAAUGGAUUUUAUGCCUUUACAGUCUUAACGCAAUAUAUUAAGCAUCUUUAUUUACUUCUGAAGUUGCAAUGUGUACUAUCUUGCUAAUAGUUUUUAUUGAGAUCAGUAGCUCAGUGAAUUUUCACAUUUAUUGUAAAUAACAUGCUGCCGGUCAAAUGCUUAAUAUUUAAGUUAUUAAUGUUCUGACAUAUUCAUGUUUACUGUCUUGUCUUAAAAAAAAAACGUAAACGAUCAAAUUUUGUAUACCUGUUUUUAUUAUUGAUGUUUACUGUUGAAGUUGAUUAAAUGCUUGUGGUUUUCACCAGACAGUAUUUGUUAAUGUGGUAUUGACUAACUGGACUAAUAUAUUUUUUUAAAUCUAAAUGCAUAGUAAAUGUGCAAAUAUGGGAAAUAAAUGCUUUGCGAAACCGUGUCUUAAUAAAAGCAAAAUGUGUCUUUAACGUG
Molecule: messenger RNA, 4965 nt
Organism: Triplophysa dalaica
Lineage: Eukaryota; Metazoa; Chordata; Actinopteri; Cypriniformes; Nemacheilidae
Gene: plekho2
Product: pleckstrin homology domain containing, family O member 2
Exons: 6
Coding region: 261-2294 (677 amino acids)
Biological process (GO): macrophage apoptotic process
Source: RefSeq, a predicted model, not a curated record